AUGGAAACGUUAUUGAAACUGCAACGUCUCGACUUGGAUCCAAAUUCGCCGUCAGCCGCGAAAGAGUGGAAACAUUGGCUCCGAACGUUCAACUACUUCAUUCAAGAAUGCGGCAAUAAAGCCCCAAACAAACACCGUACUCUCAUCAAUUAUGUCUCUCACAGCGUUUGCUAUUACAUCGAAGAUUGUCAGGACUUCGACUCGUCUACUGAAGCACUAAAUAAUCUGUAUAUUAAGCCUCCGAAUGAAAUAUUUGCACGUCAUCUACUUGCUACAAGGCGCCAAAAGCCUGGUGAGUCGCGUACAGAGUUCUUACAAGAACUUAAAAAGUUAAGCAAGGAUUGUAACGUCAGAAGUUUGACUGCAGAACAGUAUAGGGAGGAAUUAGUCCGUGACUCAUUUUUUAAUGGUCUUCUAUCACCACUGAUCCGCCAACGACUUCUGGAGAACAGGCAACUGGACUUGAAGACGGCUUUUGAUCAGGCCAACGCGUUAGACUUAGCCCAGAAAAACUCUGAAGCCUAUGCUCCAACCGAAAACUCGGCAGCUUUUUUUUCUACUGAAUAUGGAGGUGAGGAUCCUUUACCAAGUGAUAACCAUGUAAAGGAGUGCCCUGCACGCAGUUGUGUCUGCAACAAUUGUGGUAAAAGUGGCCAUUACGCUAAAGUUUGCCAGUCUCAGGCUGUGAAAGGGACUAAGACUACAGCAUCAAUAAGAUCUGCCUCACUCUGCUCCAUAAGUGCCGCCUGUCCAAAGAGCCUUUUGCAAGCAUCCACCAAAGUCAGUGUCAACAGUACUGUUCUUACUGCCCUUGUUGAAUCUGGGAGUUCAGAUAGCUACAUCAACGACAAGGACUUUCAAAGGGAACAGAAAAGUGUUGUCAUUGAGUUCAGUGGUAAAAAGCCAGAACUUAAAGUACCCAACGGGGUACCUGUAUGUGCUCUUGCAGCAGCAUCUAUUGAGGAACCAUCCCUUUUGCGAACCUCCUUACCGAAUGUAAGCCUAUCGCAAGCAAGUCGCGGAAAUUCAGCAAGGAGGACCAGGAAUUUAUCAAACAAGAAAUUAACCACCUACUCGUUGAAGGAAUAA
Xenia sp. Carnegie-2017 is the source of this 1089-nucleotide messenger RNA. RefSeq lists its product as uncharacterized. The coding region runs from base 1 to 1089 and encodes 362 amino acids. The transcript has 3 exons. Gene Ontology annotation, molecular function: nucleic acid binding; zinc ion binding. The record is from RefSeq and is a predicted model, not a curated record. NCBI's taxonomy places the organism in Eukaryota, Metazoa, Cnidaria, Anthozoa, Malacalcyonacea, Xeniidae.